CCACCUCUCGGCUAGCGCUCGGAGCAAGCAAGGUUGUGAACUUGUAAGAUGGCCUGGAAAGUCCCUGAUACUGCCAUUGGGAUCGAUCUUGGCACGACCUACUCCUGCGUCGGCGUCUGGCAGAACGGCCGCGUCGAGAUCGUCGCCAACGACCAAGGCAACAGAACCACCCCAUCCUACGUUGCCUUCACCAGCUCCAAGCGCCUCAUCGGGGAUGCGGCCAAGAACCAGGCCGAAAUGAACCCGGCUAACACAAUUUUCGAUUCCAAGCGGCUCAUUGGUAGGAGAUUUACUGAUGCUUCUGUACAGAAUGACAUUAAGCACUGGCCCUUCAAGGUCAUUUCUGGACCUGAAGACAAGCCUAUGAUUGUUGUUAAAUACAAGGGUGUGGAGCAUCAAUUCGCAGCUGAAGAGAUUUCCUCAAUGGUUCUCGUCAAGAUGCGGGAGACUGCUGAAGCCUACCUUGGCAGAACCGUCAAGGAUGCUGUUGUCACUGUUCCUGCUUGCUCCACCGACUUGCAGCGGCAGGCCACCUGGAAUGCAGGAGUGCUUGCUGGUCUUAAUGUAAUACGUAUCAUCCCUGAGCCGACUGCUGCUGCUAUGGCUUAUGGCCUUCACAACAAGGUUAACGAGUGGGGUAAUCGGUUAGAGAAUGCUCUCGUCUUUGACCUUGGAGGUGGUACCUUUGAUGUCUCCCUUGUCUGUAUCGAGUAUCAGAUGUUUGAGGUCGUGGCCACAGCUGGUGACCCUCACCUUGGUGGUGAGGACUUUGACAACCGCAUGGUGAACCACUUUGUCCAAGAGUUUAAGAGAAAGAAGAAGAAGGACAUCAGUGGCAACCCCAGGGCUCUUAGGAGACUGAGGACAGCCUGCGAGAGGGCCAAGAGGGCCCUCUCCUCCACUAAAGAGACCGUCAUUGAGAUCAGUUGUUUGUAUGAGGACAUCGACUUCUACUCAACUAUCACCCGUGCCAGGUUUGAGGAACUCAACAUGGAUCUCUUCAGGAAGUGUAUGGACAUUGUGGAGGACUGCCUCAGUGAUGCUCGCAUGGACAAGAGCUCAGUUCAUGCUGUUGUUCUUAUUGGUGGCUCCUCUAGAAUUCCAAAGAUUCAGCAGCUUCUCCAGGAGCUCUUCAACGGGAAGGAGCUUUAUAAGAGCAUCAACCCUGACGAAGCUGUUGCCUAUGGUGCUGCUUUGCAGGCUGCUAUUAUGACUGGACAGGACCACAAUUCAAUUAACGACCUCCUUUUGUUGGAUGCUACCCCACUUUCUCUUGGUUUGGGGACGAAAGGGGGCGACAUGACAGUGAUGAUUCCAAGGAACACGUGUAUCCCCACCUUGAAGGAGAUAGUCAUAUCUACCGACUAUGACAACCAACCUUGUAUCUGUAUCCAGGUUUACGAGGGUGAAGGGACCAAGACUUGCGAAAAUAACCUGUUGGGCGAGUUUGAGUUCUCCAUUCCUCCAGCAUCCAAAGGCGUUCCACAAAUAAUUGCGGGCUUCGGGAUCGAUACCAACGGUAUCCUGGAAGUCUCUGCCAAGGACGAAACCACUGGCCAGAAGAAGGAGGUCACCAUCAACAAGAGGUUCCAUUUAAAACAAUAAUUAUUUAGUCAGUAAUGAUGGAAUUAAUAUGCAGAUUUUUACAAAAUAUCGUAAACAAUAUCUUGUGGUGCGUCAUAUGUAUCAUCAUAAUAUGCAGAGUACUCAUCAUGUGUAAAACUCUGAAUGCAAGACACUCAACAAGCAUUGUGUUGUGAUUAGAAUAUAAUUAAGAAUGUUAUGAACUUCAAAA
Messenger RNA from Setaria italica (foxtail millet), 1795 nucleotides. Its product is annotated as heat shock cognate 70 kDa protein. Gene Ontology annotation, cellular component: cytoplasm. The record is from RefSeq and is a predicted model, not a curated record. Gene Ontology annotation, molecular function: ATP binding; heat shock protein binding; ATP-dependent protein folding chaperone. The coding region runs from base 49 to 1605 and encodes 518 amino acids. The transcript is spliced from 2 exons. Lineage: Eukaryota; Viridiplantae; Streptophyta; Magnoliopsida; Poales; Poaceae. Gene Ontology annotation, biological process: protein refolding; cellular response to unfolded protein.